Messenger RNA from Dalotia coriaria, 3201 nucleotides. It is a transcript of the gene Zn72D, whose product is annotated as Zinc-finger protein 72D. Lineage: Eukaryota; Metazoa; Arthropoda; Insecta; Coleoptera; Staphylinidae. The record is from RefSeq and is a predicted model, not a curated record. Gene Ontology annotation, molecular function: double-stranded RNA binding; zinc ion binding; single-stranded RNA binding. Gene Ontology annotation, cellular component: precatalytic spliceosome. The transcript is spliced from 13 exons. Bases 82 to 2895 code for a protein of 937 amino acids.
GUUUAGUUACUAUUGAAAUGCGAAAGUUGGCAGCAGUGUUCUGUAGCUGAGAGCCGUGCGUGUGGCGAGUCUUCGCGUAAAAUGGCUACAAAUAAUUAUUUCGGAUUUACACACGGUGGGACGCAGUACAGUGCUGCCGCAGCCACUGGAACUGCGUACCAAACCGCACAGACCGGCUACGCAGUAGCAGCGCCGGCGACAGCGGCAGCAGCCGCCUCCUACAACACACAGAGGCCUGGAUAUGAGACUGCAUACCAGGCAGCAGCCACACCGGCCACCUACGCUGCUGUAGGCACGGGAACAACGCCGGCGUACGAAUACGGAUACGGUAGGGCGGCUGCCGCCACCACCGGCUAUGAGGCUGGGAAAAACUACUAUCAGCAAGCUGCCACUGGACAGGCCGCCACCGGUUAUGCAACUGCCUAUGAUCAGGCUCAGGGUGCAGCCAAGCAAGCCACAUAUGCGACUCAGUUUGCUGCUCAACGGAAUCCCGGACAGCCUCAAGCUCAGGGCGCAACUGUGAGUGCCAAACCUGCCCAAUAUACAGGUACCUACCAAGCGAAUCCCAGCGGUUACCAGGCUGCCUAUGCACAAGCGGCCGCACAGACUACAAUUGCAGCACAACCUACAACACAAACCAAACAAACCAAUUCGACUUAUUCUGGUUACGACGCUGCUUUAUAUUCAGCAGCUACAAUGUAUGUGGCGCAGCAGUCCACGAAUCAGCAGAAGGCCGGCUGGCAGGGUUACAAGAAGGGUGGAGCGGCGGGCGGCGGCGCCAAGAACAUGCGCUCGAAGGCACCUCCAAAACCACAACAGUUGCACUACUGUGAGGUGUGCAAGAUCAGCUGUGCCGGCCCGCAAACGUAUCGAGAGCAUUUGGAGGGUCAGAAACACAAGAAGCGUGAAGCUGCGACGAAGAUGACUGCCUCGCCGGCGGUCACCAGUCAAAAUCGUGCCGGCAACUCGCUAAGGUGUCAAUUAUGUGAUGUAACGUGUACAGGUAAUGAUGCAUACGCUGCACAUAUUCGUGGUUCGAAGCAUUCGAAAGUAGUGAUGCUUCACACAAAGCUAGGCAAACCGAUCCCUCCAGUAGAGCCCGAAGUGAUUGGCGGGACUCGCAAAUCGAUCACGUCCACACCAAAAAUAAAUUUCGUACAAUCAGGCGGCCUGGGUGUGCCUGCUCCCAACAACGGCGAUGUCAAAGAGGAAGAGAUUGAAGACACACCCGAGCCGGACAUUCAACCAGUCGGGCAAGAUUACAUCGAAGAGAUUAAAAGCGAGGAUGGCAAAGUUAUCAGUUUCAAUUGUAAACUAUGCGAAUGCCGAUUCAAUGAUCCGAACGCAAAAGAAAUGCACAUGAAGGGUCGCCGACAUAGGCUGCAAUACAAAAAGAAGGUGAACCCCGAUUUGGUCGUAGAUCUCAAACCGUCCCUAAGGCAGCGAAAGAUUCAAGAGGAGAAAAUGCGACGUGCUGCUUUGCGGGAAGAAUAUUGGCAGAGACGUCACAUUGCCCCAGACGACGAUGAUGAACGAAUGUACUGGGAGGAGCGUCGUCGCUACGAGGAAGAUUACAUGGAGUGGUGUCGCCGUGGAAACAUGGGACCAUUCCCGCGAGGACGUCCGCCAUUCCCAGGAAAUGGCCCACCGCCGUUCUUCCCUGGACCGCAGAUGACUCGCCGCAUCGAAUCAAAUGACGACCGGCACGUGAUGGCCCAUCACGCCGAGAUUUAUCCCAAGGAGGAGGAGUUGCAGAAUAUCCAAAGAAUCGUUUCCCACACCGAGCGCGCACUGAAAAUUGUGUCAGAUCAAAUGAGCGAAGCGUCUACUGUGAAAGAGGAAACGCCAGCUGCGCCAACCACUGAUGCAGAAAAGACACCGGAGACUACCACCCCAACUGAGGCCAAUGAUAAGCCUGAAGAACAAACUGAACUCAAAGAGGAUGGACGUGACAAUCAGCUGUUUUCUUUCCAAAGAGAAGAGCGUGACAGUAAUCGCACUCUAAAGGGAGUGAUGCGGGUGGGUCAUUUAGCUAAGGGACUUCUACUACAGGGCGACACCAACGUAGAGUUGGUGGUUUUAUGCUCGGACAAGCCAACGUUGACGCUUCUACGAACCGUGGUGGAUAUGCUACCAGCCGCGCUCAAGCAGGUUCUGCCGGACAACAGUUAUACGGUGACCAUCAAUGCCGCCGAGGCGGGUUUCACGGUCACCGAAGCCGACUUGACAGUGCUUGUGCAACUUACCAGUCCUGUGAUGCGGGAGCAAGAAGCUGCGAGCGGCGGGUUGGACCGGGAUGUUCUCGCACGCGGCAAGUGUCUCCAGGCGCUGGCAGCCCUCAGACAUACCAAAUGGUUCCAGGCUAGGGCAUUGGGGCUGCAUUCCUGCGUGGUGAUUAUUCGAAUCCUUCGUGAUUUAUGUCAACGAGUUCCUACUUGGGCGCCACUUAGCCCAUGGGCAAUGGAAUUGCUUGUUGAAAAGGUAAUUUCGUCCACACCCGGUGGCGUUCAAUUGUCGCCUGGCGAUGCUUUGCGACGUGUGAUGGAGGCCGUGGCCGGCGGUUUGCUGCUGCCUGGUGGGCCUGGUCUGGGUGAUCCUUGUGAAAAGGACAGUCCAGAUGCGGCGACUGCACUAACAGCUCAACAAAGAGAAGAUCUGACUUGUUCCGCACAGUUUGCACUACGUUUAAUAGCAUAUAGACAAAUCUACAAGGUACUAGGCAUGGAACAACUACCCAUGCAACAAAAGAACUUUAGACGUGACCGUUCCGCCCGCAAAAGACGUCGCUCAGGUGGUGAACAAGCUGAUUUUGAGAGCGAUACUGGCAAAAUGGUCAAGACGGAGAAUGACACCAAUAAUACCACUCCGACCGAAACUCCUUUACCGUCGAAGUAAUUUUUCACUAGUUUACAAUCACCCUCUUUUGGUUAUUUUAUUAUUAACAUCGACGAGUGUAUUUAUUUGUUUCUGAAUACCACCUUCUAAGGUGACUAUUAAUUCUUGGAAAUCAUCGGUUAUAAGUUUUAUAGCCGAUUUUCUUACGUGUUGACGGAUUACUUCAAACUAAACAAUUGUAUUAACGAAUGAAAAUUGAUUGAUUGAUAAAUAUAUGUAUCUUAGUAGUAUUUUCUAGAUGUAUGAUGUAUGUACUCAAAUAAAUGCAACCUGCGUUUAGAAAAGCCAAGAGCAAUCAAACAUGCA